Molecule: messenger RNA, 10695 nt
Organism: Hippoglossus stenolepis (Pacific halibut)
Lineage: Eukaryota; Metazoa; Chordata; Actinopteri; Pleuronectiformes; Pleuronectidae
Gene: camta1a
Product: calmodulin binding transcription activator 1a
Exons: 24
Coding region: 74-5641 (1855 amino acids)
Biological process (GO): regulation of transcription by RNA polymerase II
Cellular component (GO): nucleus
Molecular function (GO): double-stranded DNA binding; protein binding; transcription coregulator activity
Source: RefSeq, a predicted model, not a curated record
UGCUGUCCUCGCCGUGCACGCGCGUGGUACCCACGGUCGUGAGGAGGAGGAGGAUGUUGCGCGUGAAGGGGAAAUGGCUGCCGAAAACAAGCCGGAAGGACUGAAGAAAGUUCGUAAUCCGGAUCGAAUGUACAGAUCAGCAGUGUGUUAUGCUGGCCAUGGUCCACCUAAGAGUAUCAGUGAUGACACAGAGAUGAACAAUGAACAUGGACAUUUGAAAAUAUACCUGCCCAAGAAGCUGCUUGAAUGUCUACCAAAAUGCACCUCGCUGCCAAAGGAGAGACACCGGUGGAACACUAAUGAGGAGAUCGCAGCUUACUUGAUAACAUUUGAAAAGCAUGAAGAAUGGCUAACGACAUCCCCUAAAACAAGGCCGCAGAAUGGGUCGAUGAUACUGUACAAUAGGAAGAAGGUGAAGUACAGGAAGGAUGGCUACUGCUGGAAGAAGAGGAAAGACGGGAAGACCACACGGGAGGAUCACAUGAAGUUGAAAGUGCAGGGAGUUGAGUGUCUGUAUGGCUGCUACGUCCACUCCUCCAUCAUCCCCACCUUCCACCGCAGGUGCUACUGGCUGCUCCAGAACCCUGAUAUUGUGCUCGUCCACUAUUUGAAUGUUCCAGCCAUUGAGGAUUGUGGGAAGCCAUGCGGUCCCAUACUGUGCUCCAUCAAUACAGACAAGAAGGAGUGGGCCAAGUGGACCAAGGAGGAGCUUAUCGGUCAGCUCAAGCCCAUGUUUCAUGGCAUCAAGUGGACUUGCAGCAAUGGGAACAGCAGCUCUGGCUUCUCAGUGGAGCAGCUAGUGCAACAGAUUCUGGACAGCCACCAAACUAAGCCACCUCCCCGGACUCACAACUGCCUCUGCACGGGCACCCUGGGUGCAGGGAGCAGCGUGCACCACAAAUGCAACAGCGCCAAACACCGCAUCAUCUCCCCCAAAGUGGACCCCCGCUCAGGUGGUUACAGCAGUGCCCACUCUGAGGUGCAAAACAAUGAUGUGUCGGAGGGGAAGACCGAGCACAGUGCCCACGGUGGCGGCAAAAGCUCCGGGGGAGGCGGAGGGGGCAGCGCCAGGGAGAAACGCAACGGCAAAGUCCACAAGCCGGUCCUGCUGCACCAGAACAGCACAGAGGUGUCGUCCACCAACCAGGUUGAAGUCCCCGACACCACGCAGAACUCCCCUGUCUCCAUCAGCAGCGGCCUCAACAGCGAUCCAGACAUGGCUGACAGCCCCGUGGUGACAGGGAUGAGCCACGUGGCCUCCGUCAUGUCUGGCCUGUCCCAGAGUGUCUUUAUGUCUGAGGUCACUGGCGAUCCCGUGUACAGCAUGUCUCCCACCGGGGGUCCCAACACUCACCUGAUGGGUGCAGAUGCCACCUCACAGGGCUUGGUGCUGUCUGUGACCUCUGAUCGUCACAAGUUUGCCUUCCCCAGUGGAGGAGUGGGGGAACCUGGGACCACCGCAGCAGGAGACAGCCUGUCCAUGUUGACUGCUGCUGGGGUGUCUGAGGAACUGGUGCUCUCCAGCAGUCUAGACGCUGGAGGCAUCAAGAUCCCAGAGACCAAUAUGAACUUUGACCCCGACUGCUUCCUGAACAACCCCAAACAAGGCCAGACAUAUGGAGGCAGUGCAAUGAAGACAGAGGGCAACUCUUCCUCGACCUCAUCUUCCUCUGGUGGCAGCAAUGGCACCAACGGCACUCUCCAGCGCUCCCCCACCAUGUCAGACAAUGCCUACAUCUUCAACUCAGCUUUGGUGAAGAAUAUCAAGACAGAAGACACAUCAUUUGAGCAGCAGCUGGCCACAGAGAGUGGCUACCAGGUGGGGGCAGUAGUGAACUGUGGCAGUGGGGUGGCUGUGGCAUCUGGUGCUGGUUCAGGCCAGGGAAGCCUUAGUCUGACCCCAGGGGGCUCCCUGCUUCCCUCUGGUGGGGGUCUCAGUCCUAGCACUACCCUAGAGCAGAUGGAUUUCAGUGCCAUCGAUGCCAAGCAGGACUAUACUUCCAACACCACCACAGUGAGCUAUGGUCAAGCCAUGUCCAGUCCUCACAUGCAGCACCAGAAUCGUUCCCCCAGCUUCUUCCUCCAGGAUGCCUCUCAGACUGGCCAGCCUCAGCAGGGGAGGCCCGGCAUGGGCCAGAAAACACACUUGAUGGAGCACAACUCUCAUGACUCUGGAGCUUACAUGGGGAUGCAGGUGGUGAAGACAGACACCCCCGGCACUAACGGCCACCUUCACCACCACCACCAGGGCCACCAGACCCAGCACAGGGCCAACUGUAACGGAGGCUCACCCACAGAGGGUCCCGGCCACGCUGGCUCUCUUCAGUUGCUUCAGUACCAGGGGAGCUUUCCUGGACUUGGCACUGAGCACGAGGAGGUGGUGGGUCUAGAGCAGCAAGGCAGCGUGGGCUCAGCCCAGGCUGGAGCCUCUGAGAAUGGAGCAGAGAACAUGCUUAAGCCAGGAGACCACAUUCAGGCCUGUGGGGCAGGAAAUGGAGAGGGAGGGGGUGCAGAGCACUACAUGCAACAGGCUUCGGACGGUAGCGGAGGAGGGAAUGGAGGUGCAGGAGAAGGAGUAGCGAUUCACAAUGGAAACAACAACAACGAUGGCAGCAACCGCUCCCAGCAGCAACAGCAGCUGCAGCCUCUCCUCCAAGGCACAAGCAUGGUCCAGGGACUCUAUAACUCUGUUGGCCCCCAUCAGGGGCUCGGUGGAGGAGCCAGCAACGGAGGAGCAGGGGGGACAGGCAUGGAGAUCAGCUUGGAUCACUUUGACAUCUCUUUUGGAAACCAGUUCUCUGACCUCAUCAAUGACUUCAUCUCAGUGGAUGGCAGUGGUGCCACCAUGUCAGCUGGAGGAGCCUUGUAUGCUCACCAGCUCGUCACGUCCCACAGCUCCGACAGCCAGAACACAGCUGGUGGGCCCCCCCAGCAGGGCCAGGAGGACGGAGGGGCGAGGGGCUCUGGAUACAGCAGCUCCGAGCUCUGCCUUCAAUCCUGCUGCAGUCCCCAGUCUCUGAGCGCAGGGGCCGGAGCAGGGGGAAACACAGAUGCAGGAUCGUUGUCCUACAUGAAUGUAGCGGAGGUGGUCUCUGCAGCUGUAGCGCAGGGGGCUCUGGGGAUGCUUCAGGCCACAGGUCGGCUCUUCAUGGUCACUGACUACUCUCCUGAGUGGUCCUACCCUGAGGGCGGAGUUAAGGUGCUGAUCACCGGGCCAUGGCAAGAGGUCAGCACAAACUACAGCUGUUUAUUUGACCAGAUCUCAGUCCCAGCUUCUCUUAUCCAACCUGGGGUGCUGCGCUGCUACUGCCCAGCUCAUGACACAGGUCUGGUGACACUUCAGGUGGCCGUCAGUAGCCAGAUCAUCUCCAGCUCGGUGGUGUUUGAGUACAAGGCCCGCGCUCUUCCCUCACUGCCAUCAUCUCAGCACGACUGGCUCUCGCUGGAUGAUAACCAGUUCAGAAUGUCUAUCCUGGAGCGCUUGGAGCAGAUGGAGAGGAGGAUGGCGGAGAUGGCCAGCCACCAGCAGCCGAGCAGUGCAGGGAGUGGCGGAGCUGGGGGAGGGACAGGGGGGACAGGGGGAGGUGGCGGAGGAGGUGGAGGAGGUGGAGGCAACCACAGCCAGUCACAGUGUGUGUCUGGCCAGAUUCAAGCAGGCAGCUCUUUUGAGAGCCGCGUGGUGGUGGUCUGUGAGAAGAUGAUGAGCAGAGCUUGCUGGGCCAAGUCCAAACAUUUAAUCCACUCUAAGACCUUCCGAGGCAUGACACUCCUUCACCUGGCUGCAGGCCAGGGAUACGCCACCCUCAUCCAGACACUCAUCAAGUGGCGCACUAAGCAUGCUGAUAGUAUUGAUUUAGAGUUGGAAGUGGACCCUCUGAAUGUGGAUCACUUCUCCUGCACGCCUCUGAUGUGGGCGUGUGCCCUGGGUCACCUGGAGGCAGCAGUGGUCCUGUACAAAUGGGACCGACGUGCCCUCGCUAUCCCAGACUCUCUCGGCCGUCUACCCCUGUCGAUCGCCCGCUCUCGUGGCCACACCAAAUUGGCUGAAUGUCUGGAGCAGCUACAGAGGGAGGAGCAGCAGGUUCCAGCCCCUCUACCACCCGCAGCUCGCAUGUCCUUCUCCCCGGGCCCAGACGCCCCCACCACAGACAGCUGGAUGGUCAGCUGGGCAAACGACAGUGUAGUCGCACCCAGCAGCAAGAAAGGAGGUCCUGCCACCACCACAACCACAUCCAGCACCACCAGCCUCAAUCCAGACCUGAGAAGGCCCAGAUCAGAGCCUUCCAACUACUACAGCAGCGAGGGCCAAAGAGACCUCCCACUAGCUAAAAAACAUAAACCCAACCCAGAACUCUCUCAGACACGGCCGGACAAGGCCAUGUCUGUUCCUCUGAGCCUGGAGCAGCAGCAGUUCCACAAGCUGUCCUCCAGUCCCAAAAGCCUGUCCUCAGAGGGCCUGAGCUCAGACAAGAGCCUGUCCACAGGAGGCUGCACGGGGACAGUCAGAUGGACCUCGAGAGAGAGCUUCUCCAGCAGCGGCUUGGGAAGGAAGACGCCGGGGGUCGGUGGAGGCAGCAGCCUUGGGAAGGAGAAACUGGUCAACCGGUUGCGUCAGCGAGAGCAGCUCGGCAUGCUGGUGAUGGCAGACAGAGAAAUGGCUGAUGCGGAACUGUUAUCCUAUCGGGAGGAUCUAGAGAACCAGGACUGCCUCACACAGAUGGAUGACCUACAGGUGAACAUGAUGACUCUGGCAGAGCACAUCAUCGAGGCCACGCCGGAGAGAAUCAAGAGGGAGAACUUCACCGCUGCCGACUCUGUUCCCUUAGACACGUCGGGGGUCAGCAACACCAUGAACUGGCUGGCCAACUACCUGGGAGAUGUGGAGCAGCUGCCGAGCAUCAUACAUCUGCGAUCUCUUUACAAUGAGCCCCUGACCCCAUCGUCCAACACCAGCCUCAGUCCUGGCGGGUCUCCGCUCAGGGAGACGCCCCUGGAGCGCUCCACACUCCCGUCCCCGGCCGACUGGAGUGAGUUCAUCAAUGCCUCCAACAGCAAGGUGGAGCGAGACCUGGCCCAGCUGACUCUGUCCGAUCCCGAGCAGAGAGAGCUGUACGAGGCCGCCCGCCUCGUCCAAACUGCCUUCCGCAAGUACAAGGGACGGCCGCUCCGAGAGCAACAGGAAGUAGCUGCUGCUGUUAUUCAACGUUGUUACAAGAAGUACAAACAGCUAACAUGGAUAGCCUUGAAGUACGCACUUUAUAAGAAGAUGACGCAGGCCGCCAUCCUUAUCCAGAGUAAAUUUCGCAGCUACCAUGAACAGAAGAAGUUCCAGCAGAGCAGGAGGGCGGCUGUGCUCAUUCAGCAAUACUACCGCAGCUACAAGGAGUUUGGGAGGCUGAAGCCCCACCACCGCGGGGCAGCUGCUGCCCUGGUGCAGCACAAACUGAGAGGUAGUCUGCUCACAAAGAGGCAGGAUCAGGCUGCCAGGAAGAUCAUGAGGUUCCUCCGUCGCUGUCGCCACAGCCCCUUGAUGGACCAUAGACUGUUCAAGCGGGUGAGUGCAGCCUCAGCAACUCAGGUGAAAGAAUUGAAAAGGGCCAGGGAACAUGAGACCCCUCAGACGAGCCCCCUCGCGAUGUGACAUCACUCUCCUGACUCCUCUGUUUUCUUUUUUCGUUUGUACCCAAGACAUUUUACAAGAGAAAUGGGAAUAAAAAAAAAAAAACAUCAAUGCAAGCACUGCAAUUAUUACUACUUCUGCAGUGUUACUGGUUCGACUACUAUUACAUGUACAACAGCAUUUUUUCACAUAUCUUUUCUCUCCACUGACUUGAUUUUGGUCAGAGAGUGGCAACUUCUACGGGAUUAUAAACUCUAAGGGUCGGGGUGGGGGGGGCUUGCAGAACAUUUGCUUCAUGGCAUUUUUUGCACUUUUUUCGUGGAUUGCUUUGUCUUUAUUUGGACGUGAAGAGGUUUUGGACGAUGGAGGGACAUGUCCGAGGAGGUCUGUCACGCGCGAGGACCUGAAGAGACGUGAAUCACGGCUGCUGCAGAAGAUCCCAGAGGUUUUGGGGCGAACACGCAGAAAAACACUCUGGGCUCUAAUCGUAUUUCAUAUUUUUUUAAGUGACCAAUCAUUCGAGGACGGAUUUUUUUCAACCAGAUGUAUUGGUGACCCACGCGCUCAUUUCUACCACUGCUGUAGAUGGUGAUAUUCAAUUUAGCUCCACACUUCCUCCUGUCCCACUGUGCUCUACCCCACCAGUCUGCCCACACGGGUGGAGCUACAAAUGAAUGUAGUCCGGGGUUUGACCAUGCGGAUGCAGAUGGGGUAUAACAUAUUUCUGUUUUGCCAUUUCUUAAAGAAAACCCUAUGCUUUAUGGUAUAUAUCGUCACUUUAUUACUUGAAUUUGCUCCAUACUGUCCGAUGUAUUCGUUCCAUCACGUCUAAUGUAUUGAUGAUCUGUAUCUUCAGACUCUAUGUUGUUGAAUCCUACCAAGAAAAAAAAUGCAUGAAUUCUUGGCGAGAAAAAGUCUUUGCUUGUGUGCUUAUGGUCUAGUCUUUCAGCCUAUCCUAUGAUUUUCCUUUUGGUUCCCACUCUAGUGGCGCACACAUCCAUCUUCUCCUCCAUGAGUUCUGACAUCUCGGUAAUGAAGCUAUCCCUGUAUUUGUCCAUUUUGUUCGAUAGAUUGCUCCUCUCACACCUAACGAGAGAGAAGAACUUGCCUAUUUUGUGUUGUAACGGUUCUGGUCAUGCAGGUUAUUACUGUUCUUUUUAAACGAACUUCAGAGCCUGUGAAGGCUUUUGAGGGGAAGAUCACAUACAUUGCCUUGACGUCUUAGAGAUUCUUUGAGGGGUCCCUAAGCUUGUCCCAAAAUAGGGGUUUGACAAAUCCAUAUUUUUGACAAUUGAGCGAUUUCUGUAUAUAAAGAAGGCUGAAAGUACGUAGGAAAAAACAUUUACCCAAAAGGGAUUGUAUUUUAGAGAUAUAUUAUUUUAUUCAUUAAAAAUGGGUCAAAAACAGGUACGAGACAAAAACAGAAUAUUUGUAUAGUUUUGUUUGAAUGCCUAAGAAGUAUGGUUGUAUUGUUUGUAUAUAGUGUAAAUACCUGGGAUAAAAAUGAGCUAUGUGCAUGAAAAGUAUGAACAGAGUCAAAAGGGAAAAAAAACAACAAAAGCAGUAGUGGCUAUGCUCUGUAAAGUUAAAACUAUUUCACUAUUAGAGUAUUUUAUUUUAUUUUGAUGGUUCUUGAGAAGAACAUUUUGCUAAAGCAUGAUAUUAAUGCAAUAUGAAAAAGUUAAAAAACUGUAUUUAGAGUUAGGAGAAGUCUGCAAAAUUAUCUUUAAAGUACGGUUACGUUUUAUUUAUUUAUUUCUUUCCUUUGUUUUGGGCUACCAAGAAGAUUUUGCCAAUGGUGCCAAGGUAUGUGAAUGCUAUAAUAGCUUAAGAAGAGAAUUAAGUUAAAUUUUUUGCAGAACAGAUAAUCAUACAGUGAAAUACACACUAGCACUAAAGACCAUAAGAUCCCAACUGGCAGAGGAUCAAUAGAUCACUGAGGUACACAGUUUGCAGAGGGAGUCGUCGUGUUUUAGCAGAAAGCAGUUUAAACCUCUCAUGUCCCCCCCCGUCCCCCCGUUCCCACAGACAACUGAAGCAUUUACCAUCACUGAAUUUACCAUAGAUGCAUUUGAGAUUUUAUUUUUUUUUGUUGUCAUUGCAAAGGGAAUGUGACGUGUUUCUGAGAUAUCUUGUCUGAUCUUGAAGAUUGUAAAAGGCAGCCUUGCCCACGGCGUCCCUAUAAAGCAAAUCCACGUUAUUACUCUCUGUCACUGACAGAAAGAUUGAACUCCCCCUCUUUCAAAGCUCCGAUUUAUCCCCGGUCGUUCUAACCCGGGGACCAGAUUUGACUAAUAAAUGUUCUAAUGAAAAGAAACUCCUUGAUCAAGGCUGCCAGGAUUGAAAUGUGACCUUGUUAUUCCAAAAUGAACCAAGUUGAAAAAAGCCAUGUGUAGCGAACUGUGCAUGACUGGAUUUGCAAGCUGAGCAGUCACAGGUGCUAAAGCAGCGUUUGGAGUCGUCGUUCACCUCGAUGCAGGGUCAGUGAUGGCUGUGAUGUACCGGUGCCAUUUAUAAUUGUGAGACCUGCGAUGUGUCUUGUGUGUAGCAGUUCUGAUCGAACCUGUGUAGGGAGACGCACACGCGAGCUGCUGGUCUAGAGGUGCCUGUCGGUUGCUGCCUAUAAUCCUUAAAUAAUAUAUCCCCCAGCAGAACUACCAGAAAGUGUUUUUCUGUAUCCAAGUUACCACCACGUGUGAUAAUUCAGCCAAGUGCCACUGAAAAACAUGAGUCUUCUCUCCCCCCACGUGUUGUCAUGUUUGUUAAAAAAAACGAUUAUUAGGCUCAAUGGUUGUUUCUAAAUUGUUGGCCUGUUUUUCCACUCAUCUGACAUGUGAACUUUAUUUCCUGAGUGUUAAUGUAGAAAGUGCCUAUUCAUAUCCCGACAACACCGAGCUAACGUCCCAACGCGUACGACGUACCCGAGGUCGUGAGGAAUCCCAGAGAACAUGGCCCCCACCCCACAUUCAGUGCUGUAUCUUCUACAUGAACACGCACCGUCACCUCACACUCACCACAAAUACGAAACCCCCCCCCAGUUCACACCAGUAUCAGUGCAGCACUCCAGCUUGUCUACAUGCUACGUUUCUUCUUCUUCUUCUUUUCUGUUUUGUACUGGGAACAGCUCGUUCAAAUCACACUUAGAAAACGCCACUACUGGGGUCUGUUGCCUUUGCGCUCAUCCCCAAGUGCGUGGCAUCGAAUGCAUAGCCGGUGCAAUGUGGUGGCAAAGCGGAGAAGGAUUUAUUAUGCUUGCAUGGGUAAAAUAGUUAACAGGGUGACAGAACUGCACCUAAAGCAUGCUUAUUUUCCUAGAAUCGAUAGUCAGAUAGACUCGUUUAAAAGAAUUGCUGUUCUGUAAAACAAUGGGCGUUGGUUCGACGUGUCACAGAACUCCGAAAGACAGAGGGCCACGUGACUGGAGGGCACAAGCCAACCAUCCACACCCAGUCGCCACUGACGCCUUCAUGGCCGAGCAUGAGGACAGGGUUGUUUUUUUUUUAGAGCUUUUUUCCCCUUUUGGGUUUUUUCUCGAUUCAUUUCGAUUUGAUCAGUGUGCUCCCAACUUCAAACAGGAACAAAUGGACAAGGGGUUGGAGGCCGUUGUUACAGCAUUGACACACGUCACAAACACACACACACAUGCACAAGACGCCACCACGUGACGGACACACACACACGCAGUCACGUCCAGGUGUCAGAUAGGACACUGGGGCGACGGAGGCAGCACCGCUCUCCUCCGGGCCGAGGGGCUGGUUCACCUCCCUUACGUAUUUUACUCAGGGUGCCAAAAUGGGGAGGAGGAAACAGAGCGCGACACGUGACUCACAGCAGGAGAAGCUGAGAAAUGAAACCAAAUGUCUCAGCGACGCUUUUCUGGUGAAGAAAUCUAGGACAGACUGCGAUACCGAAGUCUUUAAGAUGAGUGAAUGUGAAGUUUAAUCCAUUUCCUCUCGGUAUCGCUGAAACGUUACAGACACCGGUGGGAGCCCCGGAUAAAAGAGUCCGGUUAUAUAAAGCUCAUUAAGAUAAAUGAUUUGACGUUCUCCUGUCGAAUCCUCGUAUAACUCCGGCCCGUUCUUCAGGCCUCGAAUUCAUCUAAGUGACAAAGUGUAGAAGGGGGGUUGAGAUUAAGAGCGAAAUUAUACAAAAAAAAGUUCACCUGCAAAAUCUUGUUUUACUGCCAUUUAUGAAUGGGAUGACAGGUUCGCUGAAAGCUGGCUCUCUGCGUUAGUAUACCGCCGACUUCAAGGUGUUCUGUGAAACUGAGAAUCUGCCUUUCCUCCUCUUCUUCUCCCCCCCACCCCACCCCUCCUCGUCCUCCUCCUCCUCCUCCUCCUUAACGCACCCACACCGGAGAAAGGCAGGCACAUCAGGACAACACAAACAGAAACCGUUUUACGACACGUCCCCCUCGUGGGGACACAGAGCAAUAAAGAACUAUUUUGUGGAGACCUAUAGGCCGAGUGAAGUUUCAAAUGAUUGGACACAUGUAGUCGACUUACUCUUAUGCAAAUGCCAGUAUUGCAAGACAAGCAUUCAGUAGUUUAUGGACAGCAAUUAUAUGGCACCCUUUACUGAACUGCACGUUUUUCAUCAAUUCCAAAACCGAGAAGAAAAAAAACAGACCCUGCUUUGAUAGAAAGUUCCGGGUCCUCGACACUUUGCAUGUGAACUAGUGUUAGAUCUAUUUUCCUCUCCUCUAUAGCUGUCUUUCUCUCUGUCUUUCCCUGUUAUGUGACCCAAUUUUUCUCCGCUCCCCAAACCCUGAAACCCCCCCCACCCCCCCUUAAAAACGUUCAUCUCCUCUCGGUUCUCCCUCAAUGUGUCUUUGCGUUACCUCCUUUUUCUUCCCUUCUCCUGUUUGUAAGUUUUAUUUUUUGUAAUUGUGCAUGUACAAGCGUCACUGACUCGAUGGAUAUGUAAAAAAAAAAAGGAAAAAAAAAAAGAUUUCAGCUGCUGAAGCCAUGCAAAACGUUUUGAAUUGCCCUUAAAAUAUGGAAGAUGUUUUCUGAAUGCUUUAUAUUCUUUCUGCUGUAAAAUAAUAAAAAAAUGAAAAAAUGAAGAAAACUCGA